Messenger RNA from Scedosporium apiospermum, 3570 nucleotides. RefSeq lists its product as uncharacterized. Bases 1 to 3570 code for a protein of 1189 amino acids. Gene Ontology annotation, molecular function: protein binding. The transcript has 7 exons. Lineage: Eukaryota; Fungi; Ascomycota; Sordariomycetes; Microascales; Microascaceae. The record is from RefSeq and is a predicted model, not a curated record.
AUGUCGGAUGCGGGUAUUCAUGUCAUCUUUGAUAGUGCACAGGAUAGCCAGCCUCCCAGGAAAGCAGAGAUUGACGUCAUCGCCGUCCACGGACUCAACUUUCUAAACAGCGCCAACCAUGCGCAGGGCACCUGGACGAAGGGCGACAAAUUAUGGCUGCGCGAUUUCCUCCCCGACCAGCUUCCGAAGCCCCCCCGGGUGAUGCUGUUCGAAUACAACUCGAGCCCCGCCCUAGGCUCAUCAGCAAUCAAAGUUGACGACCACGCGAGGACCCUGCUUCAGUGGCUUCGUGUGGAGAGAAGGAGUGAUCCCCAGAGGCCGCUUGUUUUCAUUUGCCAUAGCCUGGGCGGCAUCGUGGUCAAAUCGGCGCUUGUCGAAGCCAAGCUGAACACAAAAUACGCAUCCAUCCUCACGUCGACUCGUCUCCUUGUUUUCUUCGCCACACCGCAUCAGGGUGGAAAUUUCGCGAGCGUCGGCGACAUCGUUGCGAAGAUAGUCGGCAAGGGUCUCAGGAAUCCGAGCAAUGACCUUGUCGACGCGCUCAAGGAAAACUCCAACGAGGCUACACGGCGAUACGAACAGGCCCGCCACUUAUUUGGCAAAUGUCCCGCUAUCAACUUUUACGAGGGAAUGAGCUACGGGGUGGCCGGGAUUAUUGUGGAUAAGAAGUCUGCGACCUUGAAUUUGCCCGGUGACCUCGAGACGCAGGUCGCUAUACAGGCGGACCAUAGCGACACUUGCAAAUUCGAAUCGGCCAGUAACCUAACAUGCAGAUUAGUUAUGGGGACGAUUGUUGAUGAACUCGAGUCAGCAUUGGAGCUGGAAGAUGACUCUAGUGAUAACCUGAGUGAAAGGAACCGUAUAUGUCUCGCAAACCUUUGGGUGACGGACCCCGCUCAUGACAGGGCCCGCAGCAGGGCAGCUUCCAGAGCUCUCCAGUGCCACCCAUCUCGGCUAUCUAUCAGAAAAGAGUAUUGUCGUCACUGGCGCGAACGCGAGCAGGGAGGUCUGCUCUGGGUCACGAGCGGUGUCGAACAAGAGAGGACUGCACUGCUCUGCGACAUUAUUGACGAAGUGGAAGGCCAGAGCCCAAACCGCAUUGCUUAUUUCUUCUGUCAAGAGAACGACCCCAGGGGAGACAACGCCCUCGCCAUCCUACGUAGCCUUGUCUACCUUCUCAUAGUACAACAAACGUCGCUAGUAUCCCAUGUGCAAGCCAAAUUCGACGUUGCCGGCCAGAAUCUUUUCGCGGACAGGAGCGCCUGGGUGGCUAUUUGCGAAAUCUUCACAAAUAUGCUAAUGGAUAUAAACUCCCCAAGGGUGUUCCUGGUUGUCGACGCCCUCGAGCACUGCAAGAGGGGCCAGGCAAGCCUCUUGAAACUAAUCAUCCGGUCUUCUUCGCCACGCGUCAGGUGGAUUGUGUCAAGUAACGCAGGCGAAGAAAUCGGCAAACAGUUGCAGCUCGAUCCGUUACGGACAGUGCUCGAUCUAGAACUUGAUGUGACCUACGAAGACUUGGAGCGACGGCAUCGGGAAACUAUCCAGGGUAUCCUGUCUUUUAACAGCGAAGAAUCACAAUACUGUCUACGACUCUUGUCGAUAGUCCUAAUUGCACAUAAACCGCUUCUUUUGGAGGAACUCGGGGUCCUGGCGGGGCUGAGUUCAACGGAAUCAAUUGCAGCCGCCGUCCGUCGCUGCGGAUCGUUUCUCUCUGUCACGGACGGCACGGUAAACUUUGCUAAUCGAUUUUCCAAGUCAUAUUUCUCUUCACCGAGCGCCCGGGAAGUGAUAAACCAGGGGCCAAAUCCUCACGGCAUUAUCUUUCGGAGAUCACUCGCGGUGAUGCUCGAGACUCUGCAUCGCAAUAUGUAUGAUCUAGAAGACCCCGCCUUUGAUAUCGACGAAGACGAGAAACCAGACACGAACCGGUUGGUUUCACUCGGAUACUCCUGCAUCUACUGGGUUGACCACCUCACACAGUGGCUGUCUACCCAAGAUUCUCAAUCUGUCUCCGAGCUUGAGGACGGUGGGAGCGUCGAUGGCUUCCUCAGAAGCAAGUAUCUUUACUGGCUGGAAGCUCUUUCCUUCCUCGGACAUCUAGCAGCCGGAAAGACGGCAAUGGAGAAACUUGAGACGCUGCUUCGUACGGGAUCGUCUCUUCACUCAUUCGUUUGCGAUGCCCAGCGCUUUUUGCAUCGCCACGAGUUCCUUAUACGGAGGUGGCCCCUGCAACUCUACGUUUCGGCCCUACUAUUUAGUCCGAAUAGCAGCGUAGUCAAGAAUCUCUUCGACGACAAUACUCCAAAGGGCGUCAUGACCAAAUUCACCAUGGAUGACGGGUGGGUCGAAAAUUUUGACGGAACCUACGGAAAUUUUGGCUACGCUGUCGUUUUCUCACCUAACGGCGCUUUUAUCGCAUCGGUAGGUGCUUACGACGCCAUCGUUCGGGUCUGGGAUGCCGCAACUGGGGUUUGCCGUCACGCGUUAGCUGCGCAUGCGAAACCCGUCAAGGAGGUCAUCUUUUCUCCCAACUCGAAAUUCGUAAUAUCGUCAUGCGGAACUAGAACUAUGAUCUCGGAGGCCGAAACCGGGAAUUGUCAUGGCAUGUUCGAUGUCGAGAGCGGGCUUGUUGCCCUAUCCCCCGACUCUGCGCUAAUAGCUUUCUACGAGCGACGAAGUAAACAGAUUUGUCUCUGGGAUGCAACCACAAGCUCUCAGCGGCAUCUACCGGCACCUCCGACUAGGUUCUUCUCGCCGGUUUCGAUCCAGUUUUCGCCGGACUCUCAAAAAAUCGCAGCUGUCGAUCAGUGCGGUAAAGUCUACAUCUGGACCCUUAAGGAUCCAGUCAGAAUCCCAAUUGUUGCCAGCAGUUUUUAUCCCUACUCUCUAGCUUACUUCUCCCCAGAUGGACGACACCUUGCCCUCAAGAUAGAAGCCUAUCACCCUAGACCUGAUUCUCUUGUGUUGUGGGAUUUUCAAACCGAUGAAAGGCGAUCUGUAGAUCUCCCCAGGAAUGGCAUCACAUCCUUGGUAUAUUCGCCCGACUCGAGAUAUAUCGCGGCAUUUAAUGGAGAUAUCAUCGCUGUGGUUAAUGCUCAGACUGUUCGACUCCAAUACACUCUCCAUGCAUGCCAGUCAUUCAAAGCAGCCGCGUUCUCGUCCGAUUCCCGGCUAUUAGCAAUAGCUUGCAGCGACAUGACUCUCAUGGUCGAUGACAUUGAAACAGGCUGGACGCACAAGUUGAGAGUUGGCGCACGUCUCUCAAGGCAUCAAGAGACAUUGCAGAUCCUGUCAUUUGACCAGACGGGCCGCUAUCUCACCACCGAGGUCGGUGUCAUCGACCUCGAUCUAUCUCCGCGGGUUUCGGGUCCCAUAAAACGUGAACCAUAUCGCGAUCCGGUCUACAUGGGCCCGGGGCUGCUCAGCGACGGAGGAUGGAUUGUGCGAGGCUCGGAGAAGAUUGUGCGGCUGCCUGAUAAUAUAGGCGGGGCUGCCAAAACUUGGGCCGUUUCAGGUUCAACGUUUGCUGUUAGUUACGCGCCUACGAAAGUGUGGGUUUUCGAUCUGUAA